AGAAUAUCAAGAUGUUGCGAUUCCUUGCCGCUUUUGCCAUAUUGGGACUUGCUGCCGCUCUUACCCAGGAACUUCUGGACGAGGAAUGGACACAGUUUAAAGCUGCAUAUGGCAAGACAUAUGCUCCAAAAGAAGAGGCCAUGAGACGAAAGAUUUGGAAUGAUAAUCUUAACUACAUCCAAAAACACAAUCUAGAAGCCGAUAGAAAUGUCCACUCAUUUAGAGUUGGUAUGAAUGCUUAUGGAGAUAUGACAAGUGAGGAAUUUGUAAGUGUAAUGAACGGUUACAAACAGAAUGAUAAUCAAGAUAAGAAAGGAAGAACCACGUUCUUACCCCCCUCCAAUAUUGGUGAUUUACCAACUACUGUUGACUGGAGAACUAAAGGUUACGUAACAGAUGUUAAAAAUCAGGGACAAUGUGGCUCAUGUUGGGCCUUCUCUACAACCGGCUCUCUGGAAGGUCAACAUUUCAAGAAAUACGGACAACUCAUUUCAAUGUCAGAACAAAAUUUGGUUGAUUGCUCCAAGAAACAAGGUAAUAUGGGAUGUGGUGGCGGUUUAAUGGAUCAAGCUUUUACCUAUAUCAAGGUUAACGAUGGUAUUGAUACUGAAGCCUCCUAUCCAUACACUGCUCAAGAUGGUACUUGUCAUUUUACCAGAGCUAACGUUGCUGCUAAUGAUACAGGCUUUGUAGAUAUCCCAUCCGGAAAUGAAGAUGCUUUGAAGACUGCUGUAGCUACUGUUGGACCUAUCUCUGUUGCUAUUGAUGCAAGUCAUCCAUCAUUCCAACUCUACAAAUCUGGUGUCUACUAUGACUUUUUCUGUAGUUCCAAACGAUUAGAUCAUGGUGUGUUGGCUGUUGGAUAUGGAACUGAUGGAUCUAAAGAUUAUUGGUUGGUUAAAAACAGCUGGGGAGCAUCUUGGGGUGAUAAAGGUUAUUUGAAGAUGUCCAGAAACAGGCGUAACAACUGUGGUAUUGCAACAUCCGCUAGUUAUCCAACUGUUUAAGUUAUAUAAUAACAGUUGACAUCACGUAAUAAAAUUAGUCACAAAAUUUAUAAAA
Messenger RNA from Lottia gigantea (owl limpet), 1062 nucleotides. RefSeq lists its product as hypothetical. The coding region runs from base 12 to 1007 and encodes 331 amino acids. The record is from RefSeq and is a predicted model, not a curated record. Gene Ontology annotation, biological process: immune response. Gene Ontology annotation, molecular function: cysteine-type endopeptidase activity. Gene Ontology annotation, cellular component: lysosome. Lineage: Eukaryota; Metazoa; Mollusca; Gastropoda; Lottiidae. The transcript is spliced from 8 exons.